Messenger RNA from Rotaria socialis, 891 nucleotides. The record is from the annotation of a GenBank genome assembly. NCBI's taxonomy places the organism in Eukaryota, Metazoa, Rotifera, Eurotatoria, Philodinida, Philodinidae.
AUGUUAAAAACUGCCGAUGCAUUGAAACAGAUCAAAAAUUUAUCCGGUUUAAGCGAAACCGGCUGUGAGAAACAACGGUCAUUGAUUUUACGUCUAAAUAUGGAAUAUCUACAAACGCUUCAACGAUUUAGUACGGCUCAACGUAUCGGUUGUCGACUAUUCAAUCGUAUCAAUGAUCAAGUUCCUCACGUGUCAGAACAAAAAUUAAGACCUGUCAAACAAAUUGAAGUGAAAACGUAUAAUCGUGAACCCAUCCAAGUGCCAAAAAACAAAACAAUAGUUCGUGACAGAAAUAAGCAGUGGCUAACAAAAGAAAUGCAAACGGCUCCAAUUCGACCGCUUAAUGACUUUCUUUUCGAUGCAACAUGGAAUAUACCAAAAUUUUUCGACGAUGAUCGAUUAAAGAAUAGGCUUUACGGCAAUUUAAUUUACUAUCAAACUAAUUACUUCGCAUUCGUCAUCGUAUGUUUGAUAAUUAUUGCAAUCAUGUUUCCUGUCGAUUUUCUAAUUCAUUUUGGGUUAAUACUGAUUGUCUACGUACGAAGAAGCAGCAAGUCAUUAUUUCCCACUAGAUUUCAGUUCAAUCGGAACUUAUCGUCGAUUAACCAUGGCAAUUCAUCUUCAUCCAAAUCUACAAAAAUUACUUUCGCUCUUUUUAAUAUCAUUACAGUUGCCAUCGUCUUUUACAAUAUAAGCUUUUUGAAUUUUUUGCUUAUUAUACUUUUUGGCAUUCUAUUGCCCGUACUAGGUAUUAUUUGUCACGCGAUCUUACGAAAUCGUAACUUAGCAAGUAAAAUCUCAAAUCAGCUCAAUCGUAUUCGUUCACGAAACACACCGAUGUCUAUUUUUCUUGAACAAUUCAAAUUUAUGGACGGAUUUAAGAUGGACUAG